Messenger RNA from Callithrix jacchus (white-tufted-ear marmoset), 3067 nucleotides. Lineage: Eukaryota; Metazoa; Chordata; Mammalia; Primates; Cebidae. The record is from RefSeq and is a predicted model, not a curated record.
CUUUCUAGAAACUUGCUCUCUGGGAGUUAUGGGAAGUGUGCCCCGGAUGCCUGUGAGUGAUGCUCAUUGGGAGGCGUCCCACCAGAAGCACCAAUCUGGUAAGGCUCAAGGGAGGCAGAAGGCAGGGAAGCUGCCGGCCACCGCGGGCCCCGCCCCAGCCGAACACUGGGAGCCUGUUGGGGGGGCCAGAGUCCCGAAGUGAAGCCUCGUGCACUGCGAGACCGCCGGCGCCAACCGGAAGAACCGGGAAGCGUGGCGUCCCCGCCCUUCGCUAACUCUAACCCUCUUUACGCGCAGCCUUCGGUAUCGGCAGUACGGCGGACAUAGGCAGAGGAACGCGGAACCUCACACAGCGGAAUCAAAGGGUGAAUUUGGAGCUGACGGGCAAAAACAUCUUAUAGUAUGUUUGUCUGGCUUUGAUAUCAGGAUGCCGGUUUCUCCACUUCAAACGAGUCAGCCAACUCCACCUGGAAAACGUCACACUGUUGGCUCUGUGCUUACAAAUGAUGGCCAGCAAAUGAGGAGUGACAAAGUAAAUCAGGCUGCAAGAAGGCAUCGAAGGAAAAGGAGUCGUUCCAGAAAAUCCAAGAGACGCUAUUAUUCUACGACAAGGCAGGAUGCUAGCGUCACUCACAAUGUCUGUGAAGAAAAGGUUAAAAAUGGCCAACCAACACCCGAUAAUGUCUUUCCAACUGUUCCAUCAGCGCUUAUUAAUAUGACAGCAGCUGGUAUUUCAUCCCUGGGUUUCAGCGAUCAGUAUGCUGCGGUGACUCAUAACGUCCAUGAAGAGAAGAUGAAUAACGGCCAACCAGCACCUCAUACCGUCUUUUCAACUGCUCCACCAGGUCUUGGUAAUUUGGCAGCCCCUAGAAUUUCAUCCACGAGGACCAGAGAUCUGUAUGCUACUGUCACUCAAAAUGUCCAUGAACAGAAGAUGGAAAAUGGCCAACCCCAAACUGAUAAAGUCUUGUCAACUGUUCCACUAUGCCUUUGUCAUAUGACUGCAGCUGGUAUUCCAUCCAUGAGUAUCAGGGAUCUGUAUUCUACUGUUACUCAGAAUGUCUGUGAAGAGAAGAUAAAAAAUGAACAAAUGGCACCUGAUAGAUUCUUGUCAACCGUUAUAGAAGGGCUUAUAAAUUUCGCAGGGGCUGGUAUUCCAACCCUGAGUACUGGGGAUCAGCAUGCUACCGUCACUCACAAUAUCAAUGAAGAGAGAAUGAAAAAUGGCCAGCCCCAACCUGACGCUACCAUCACUCACAGCGUCCAUGAACAGAAGAUGGAAUAUGUCCAACCAGCACCUGACAACGUGUUGUUGACACUUCAGCCAGGACUUAUUAAUAUGGCAGCCACUGGUAUUUCAUCCAUGAGUACCAGGGAUCUGGGUGCUACCAAAACUUAUAAUGUCCUUAAGGAGAAGAUGGAAAAGGGCGAACCCCAACAUGGCAACAUCUCAUCAACUGCUUUAAUAGGACUUACUAAUGUGGCAGGAGCUGCUAUUCCAGCCAUGAGUACUGAUGGUCUGUAUGCCACCGUCAGUCACAAUGUCCAUGAACAGAGGACGGAAAAUGACCAACCGCAACAGGAAAACGUCUGGCCAAAUAUUCUCGCAUGGUUUUUUAAUAUGGCAGGAGCUGGUAUUCCAGCAAUGAGUACCAGGGAUCUGUAUGAUACCAUCUCUCACAAUGUACAUGAAGAGAAGAUGGAAAAUGGCCCAUCCCAAACUGAUGCUACCAGCAUUCAAAAUGUCUGCAAAGAGAAGAUGGAAAAUAACCAACCAACACCUAAUAAUAUCUUGUCAACUGUUCUUCAAGGACUUCCUUAUUUGGCAACAGCUGGUCUCCCAGCCAUGAGCACCAGGGAUCAGUAUGCUGCAGUCACUCACAAUGUCCGUGAAGCCAAGAUAAAUAACGGCCAACUAGCACCUGACAACGUCUUGUCAGCUGCUCCACCAGGUCUUGGUAAUAUGGCAGCAGCUGGAAUUUCAUCCACGUGGACCACAGAUGCUACCAUCACUCAAAAUGUCCGCAAAGAGAAGAUGGAAAAUAACCAACCAACACCUAAUAAUGUCUUGUCAACUGUUCUCCAAGGACUUCCUUAUUUGGCAACAGCUGGUCUCCCAGCCAUGAGCACCAGGGAUCAGUAUGCUGCGGUUACUCACAACGUCCGUGAAGCGAAGAUAAAUAAUGGUCAAGUACCACCUGAGAACAUCUUGUCAACUGCUCCACCAGGGCUUGGUAAUUUGGCAGCUGCUGGAAUUUCAUCCACGAGGAGCAGAGAUCUAUAUGCUACCAUCACUCAAAAUGUCCUCAAAGAUAAGAUGGAAAAUAACCAACCAACACCUAAUAAUGUAUUGUCAACUGUUCUCCAAGGACUUCCUUAUUUGGCAACGGCUGGUCUCCCAGCCAUGAGCACCAGGGAUCAGUAUGCUGCCGUCACUCACAAUGUCCGUGAAGCGAAGAUAAAUAACGGCCAACUAGCACCUGACAACGUCUUGUCAGCUGCUCCACCAGGUCUUGGUAAUGUGGCAGCGGCUGGAAUGUCAUCCACGAGAACCACAGAUGCUACCGUCACUCAAAAUGUCCGCAAAGAGAAGAUGGAAAAUAACCAACCAACACUUAAUAACAUCUUGUCAACUGUUCUCCAAGGACUUCCUUAUUUGGCAACAGCUGGUCUCCCAGCGAUGAGCACCAGGGAUCAGUAUGCUGCAGUCACUCACAAUAUCCGUGAAGUAAAGAUAAAUAACAUCCAACUAGCACCUGACAACGUGUUGUCAGCUGCUCCACCAGGUCUUGGUAAUAUGGCAGCAGCUGGAAUUUCAUCCAGGAGGACUGGAGAUGCUACCAUCACUCAAAAUGUCCACAAAGAGAACAUGGAAAACAAGCAACCAACACCUAAUAACGUCUUGUCAACUGUUCUCCAAGGACCUCCUUAUUUGGCAACAGCUGGUCUCCCAGCCAUGAGCACCAGGGAUCAGUGUAUGUUUGCUUAUUCAUUUGGACUAUCCUACUUGGUUUUCAUAGGCAUGCCUAGUGUCCUGAAAGGGAGAAGGUGAUUUUGUUGUAUUAUA